GCGAUCGCCUCCCAAGCUCGUUCACAUCUCCCUGGCGUCCCAGUCCCAGGCGUCCCUCCGUCUCCAGCCACCCACGCCCCAGCGCCUCCUCCCGGCCCCACCCUGCCCAGCCCCUCCCAGGUGCCUGCGGUUGGCGCAGCAGCGGCUCCCACAGCACCUCCAACCCCGGGCGGCUCACCAUGGGGGCUCUGAGGCCCUGGGCCCGAUUCCCACUACUGGUCGUGGCCCACCUGCUGGCCCUGGGGAUUGGGGCUGCGGUGUUUCAGGCCCUGGAGGGGCCUCCAGCGCUGCAGCUCCAGGCCAAGCUCAGGGCCGAGCUGGCCACUUUCCAGGCAGAGUAUGGGGCCUGCUUGCCUCCUGGGGCCCUGGAGGAGCUGCUGGGCACCGCUCUGGCAGCCCAGGUCCACGGGGUCUCCAGCCACGGCAAUGGCUCAGAGGCCGGGAUCUGGGACCUGCCCUCGGCCCUGCUCUUCACUACCAGCAUCCUCACCACCACGGGCUAUGGCUACAUGGCCCCACUGUCAGCUGGCGGAAAAGCUUUCUGCAUGGUCUACGCAGCCCUCGGGCUGCCAGCCUCCCUCGUGCUCCUGGCCACCCUGCGCCGCUGCCUGAUGCCCCUGCUCUGUCGCCCGGGGGCCUGGGGAGCCAGCCGGUGGCAGCUGGCCCCGGCCAGGGCAGCGCUGCUGCAGGCAGCUGGAUGGGGACUGCUGGUGGCUGUGAUCUUCGUGCUGCUGCCGGCCCUGGUGCUGUGGGGCCUGCAGGGUGACUGCAGCCUGCUGGAGGCUGUCUACUUCUGCUUGGGCUCACUCAGCACCAUCGGCCUGGGGGACCUGCUGCCGGGCCGUGGCCGUAGCCUACACCCUGUGCUCUACCACCUUGGCCAGCUGGCCCUUCUCGGUUACUUGCUCCUCGGGCUCCUGGCCAUGCUGCUCGUUGUGGAGACCUUCUCAGAGCUGCCACAGGCCCGUGCCCUGGUCAAGUUCUUUGGGUCCAGUGGCCCGAUGACUGCUGAAGACCAAGGUGGCAUCCUGGGCCAGGAUGACCUGGCUCUGAGCACCCUGGCGCCCUCGGCUGCAGCCCUAGAACAGGCACCGACUUGCUGACAGGGGUCAGGUGAUGGAGUUGAGCUCCUUCCAGGUGGACAAGCCUCCAGAGGAAGCCUCCAGAGAGGGGAGGGCAGGGGAGGGGGGUGACUGUAAGGCCCUCAGGCAAUUGUGUAUUUUUUAAAAAGCGGG
Messenger RNA from Lontra canadensis (Northern American river otter), 1235 nucleotides. RefSeq names its product potassium two pore domain channel subfamily K member 7 (gene KCNK7). Gene Ontology annotation, cellular component: membrane. NCBI's taxonomy places the organism in Eukaryota, Metazoa, Chordata, Mammalia, Carnivora, Mustelidae. Gene Ontology annotation, biological process: stabilization of membrane potential; potassium ion transmembrane transport. The record is from RefSeq and is a predicted model, not a curated record. Gene Ontology annotation, molecular function: potassium ion leak channel activity. The transcript has 3 exons. Bases 180 to 1103 code for a protein of 307 amino acids.